AUGGUGAGAUUUUCAUUUUAAAUUAUUAAAAAUCAAGAAACUCCAAACUUAAUCUGCUCCUUCGAUAAUAUUCGAUAUAUUUUCAAUCUCCCUGAUGGAUUUUAAAGAUUUACUAAAGACAAUUAUGUGAAAAUCAACCCAGGACCUAGAAUAUUUUUCACAAGAUUAAGCACAUAGACAACAACUGGAUGCUUCGGAUAUUUAUCAACAUUAUUAGCAUAAAAUUGCGGUAUCAAUACAAAAAUGUAUGGACCUAAAGGAUUAUACAAAUUAAUCAAUAUGAAAAGAUAUAAUGAAAUAGGGGGAUUUAAAACCCUACCCUAUUCAGUUUAAGAAUUUAAUGGAAAAUGUUUAUUGGGAACCAAAGAUACAAAAUUAAUUGAAGAAUUACUUUAAUAAAACGAUUGUAAAUUAUAAGAAUAUCUUGAAAAAAUAAAAGAACAUGUUAUCGAUCCAAAAGAAUCAAAUAAUGCCGCUAUUUACAUGUAAAGUCCUACUAUUUUUAAAGAUGAAAAUGUAAAAAUAUAAGCAAUCGAAAUAAAUGAUACCAUCUAAUAUAUAAUAUCAUCAUUUACUUAACCAGGUAACUUUAUCAAAGAGUAGUUAAAAUAAUUUAAUGUACCUGGAAAUAAAAUGUAGGAAUUGUCUAAAAAUGGUUAAGUUACUUUGGAAAAUGGUGAUAUUGUAACAAUAGAUUAGGUAAAGGAACCAGAAGUGAUUCCAUAGACAGUAAUUAUUUUAGAUAUUGCAAAUUAAGAAUAAAUGCAAAAACUGAUGGAGCAUCAAGAUUUGGUUAGAACUUUUGAGUAAUUUAAUAAGAAAUAAAGUAAUUUAGUUGCAAUAUUUCAUUUAUCGCAUGAAAUUUAGGAACAAUACUAUAUUGAUUUUAUUUAAAAGCACUCAAAUAUCAAUCAUGUAUUGUGUAACUAUAAAAAUGAAACAAAUGAUUAGGUUGUUUAAACCCAUAUGAAAAUUCAGCCUUUAUCUGAGUUAUUGUCAAAUUUAUUGCAUGAACAGUUUCCAUCUACUUUUCCACUUAUUGAAUAAUAAACAUUAGCUCCAAUACCAAAAGACUUAAUCAAAAUAAAUUAGAUUUUUGGUUAUGUCCCUCUUUUUGAAUACUUAAUACUUCCUGUAAAAUAAUAAGGUUAUAAACCAGUUUAAAACUACUAACCAAAAGAUAUAUUUCAAAUGUUUAAAAACGUUAAAUUUUAAAAUAAAGAAAAAUAAUUAUUAUAAAAGGGCAAUGAUCAUUUGAGAUUGAUUUUUUUAGGUACAUGCUCAAUGAAACCUGGAUAAUUAAGAAAUGUUUCUGGGAUAAUUUUGAUGAAUGAAAAAUUGAAUUCAAAUAUAAUUUUAGAUUGUGGAGAAGGAACUUAUAAAUAGAUAACAGAUGAAAAAAUAAUGCUUAAUAAUAAACCAUUGAUUAUUUGGAUUAGUCAUGCACAUAGUGAUCAUCAUUUAGGCUUAUUACAGAUAACAUAUAAUUUACGUAAUAGCCAAAAGGACAUAUAUUUAAUAGUACCAGCAAUUGUAGUGCCUUGGCUAAUGUAUUUUCAGUAAAUUUUAGGAGAAUAGCGUAAUUGGAAAAUUAUUGUAUCACAAUAGUUUGAUGAAGAAUUUAAAGAUGAUAUAAACUAACUUAUAAUAGAUUGUUUUAAUUAAUGUAGAAUAAGAUAAGGUGAUUAAGUUUAAAUUGAAAAUGAAUAGAAUUUCUAUAAAAAUUAUAAAGAUCUUUUAGAUUGUUUAAAAGACUAAUUUGAAUUAGAUUCAAUAAAAGUUACACCUGUGGAACAUUGCCCAUAAUCUUAUGGAGUAAGAUUAAAUUUAUGUGAUGGAAGAUCUAUAUCUUAUUCUGGGGAUACAAGACCAUGUGAUAAAUUUGCAAAAUUAUCAAAAAAUGUUGAUGUUCUUAUUCAUGAAUCAACUUUUACAGACGAUUUAUAAGAAAAUGCACUUUAAAAUAUGCACUCUACUAUUUCUGAAGCAAUCAAAAUAGGUAUGAUAGCUAAUGCAAACGUGAUUACAUUGACUCAUUAUUCUCAAAGAUAUUCAAGAUAAAUUGAAAUUAAUUAAGAGAACUUGGAAAAUGAGAAAGUAGUUUUUUCGUGUGAUCAUUUUGGAGGAUAUUUAAAUGAAUAUUCUACAUUAAGCGAAUUAAGUAAAUAGAUUAUAUAAUUAUUUAAUGAAUGA
Messenger RNA from Paramecium sonneborni, 2193 nucleotides. Lineage: Eukaryota; Ciliophora; Oligohymenophorea; Peniculida; Parameciidae. The record is from the annotation of a GenBank genome assembly.